UCACUUUUAGGGACAUGUCAACUGGGACACUGCAGUUCCCGCAAAUCUUGGGUACAUGGCCUCCAUUUUGUGGAACCAAAACAACUGCGCAGCUGAAGGUGGACCGGCAACUACUGGGUACGAGGUCCAGGUUGGUGGAGACCUGUGUGAAAUGGUCGGCCUGAACAGGGAUACCAGCUUAGGGCAUUUGGUAGCUGGAGGAUCUGUCGCUAACAUUGAAGCGAUAUGGGUGGCAAGAAAUCUUAAGUACUACGCACUGGGACUUCAAGAAGCAUUGCUAAAGGAAGAACAGUUAAGAGACGCACGUGAUUACGAGAUACACCUUCCUCAGAAUAAUACUCCAAUUCUUUUGAUCAACGCUACACAAUGGGAACUCCUCAAUCUGGAUACUGACAUAAUCAUCAAGAUGCCCUCUGAGGUGGCAACCCUGGCUAAAAUUGAUCAGGCAGCGCUUCGGAAAAUCUUGGCUGACUACCUCUACGAGUCCAUCGGUGCUCAGGAAUUCUGCAAUCGUCAUAUGCUAACUACAACACCUUGUGUUGUGGUUGCUAGUACCUAUCAUGUGUCCCUCCUCAAAGCGGUAACCAUCACGGGUCUUGGAAAAGAGUGUCUGGUGACAGUUCCUUUAGAAUUUCGCGAAUGGCUGGAUACGUUUGCCCUCUCUUACGGCGCCACAAGUUAA
This is a messenger RNA of Pocillopora damicornis (cauliflower coral), 682 nucleotides long. RefSeq lists its product as uncharacterized. The record is from RefSeq and is a predicted model, not a curated record. Lineage: Eukaryota; Metazoa; Cnidaria; Anthozoa; Scleractinia; Pocilloporidae. Gene Ontology annotation, molecular function: carbon-carbon lyase activity; pyridoxal phosphate binding. Gene Ontology annotation, biological process: carboxylic acid metabolic process.